AUCAUGGAGCAGUUCAAUUAGACAUGGAUAUGCCAUUCUUGAGACAAGCAGUAGGAAGAAGAUCAACCGCAAUAGGCGCCAUGUCUCUGCCAAUUAGACGAAUCUACAAUGAAGAAAUCAUUAGUCAUCCUCGAGGAAGUUGGUCAUAUACUUUCCAACAAGCACAGUUGAGAUGCAAAAGAAUGCGGAACCGUCGAAGACCAAAAAUUCCCCAAACAAUUCAGGAAUUGGUCAAUUUUUUAAAUAUGCCAGAGCACGCAGAAUAUUCUACAACGAUUCAAGAACCACCAUCAACAUUUUUUCAACAGGCAUUAAUAUUAGAAGGAGUAUUUGUAGGAGUCAUUUUUGCCAAUACUGAAUUCAUACGUCGAUUCAGCAAUGAACUCCUAACCGUCAAGUUUGCAGGAUGUGAUGGCACCUUUAAGACAGUUCCAAAAUCACCAAAACAUCUAAAAAAGGGAUCAUUAAUGACAUUUCAUGUUGUGUACAAAAAUGUUUCUUUCCCAGUUGUCUAUGCACUCUUGACCAAUGCCACAGAAGAUAUAUAUACUGCAUUUUUUCAAAUUGUCCGUAGUUUACUACCAUUAAAUUAUGGUCAAUUGACUAUUAUAACUGAUUUUGAGCGUGGAUUGAUGAAUGCAGUUACAAUAGUAUUUCCUGAAAGUCAAUUACAGUGCUGCUGGUUUCAUUACUGUCAAUCAAUUGUAAGAUACUGUCGCCGAAAAAAUAAUUUGGUAUAUGAUUUGUUCAAGACCAACGUUAUAGCUGCUAAUGUUUUGCGCAUGCUAUUAGCACUGGCCCAUCUACCAGCUACCAGAGGUCAUCCAAAUUGCCAACAAUUUAGUAUGGAAGAUGGCUAUAGAGAAAUCAUAGCCUAUGUCCAGCAAUAUCCAGAUGUGUACAAUCGCAUGCAAACAUUUUUAUUUGAAUACAUUGGACAUUUUUGGAUGACUCAGGUUGGACCAUCUUUAAUUAGUGUUUUAAGUUUUUGGUAGUGAAAUAAGGACCAAUAAUUAUCUGGAAUCGUUUCACAACCAAUUAUUAAGAUUUUUUGGUAACCAUCCAAAUAUAUGGGACUUUUUACAUAAGAGAUCAAACUUCUAGAAGUGAACGGGCUGCCAAUACUCAUUUAUUAAAAAGAGCCAUUGAGCAACUCAAUGAACAUGGCAAUAUAAUACAAUGCCUUAUACAAAUGGGCCAUGCUAAUGAUGCA
Molecule: messenger RNA, 1213 nt
Organism: Aphis gossypii (cotton aphid)
Lineage: Eukaryota; Metazoa; Arthropoda; Insecta; Hemiptera; Aphididae
Exons: 7
Coding region: 24-995 (323 amino acids)
Biological process (GO): DNA transposition
Molecular function (GO): DNA binding; transposase activity
Source: RefSeq, a predicted model, not a curated record